Messenger RNA from Lecanosticta acicola, 1127 nucleotides. The record is from the annotation of a GenBank genome assembly. NCBI's taxonomy places the organism in Eukaryota, Fungi, Ascomycota, Dothideomycetes, Mycosphaerellales, Mycosphaerellaceae.
AUGGCAACCUUCUACCCCGUUGAGGUCGAGUACGACGAGUCGGACAUCAAUGACUUCUUCGCCGAGAACGACAUUUCUACCGCUGGCGAACUGACUCCCGCUCUGCUCUACGAGUUGUUUGUGGAGCUUACCAAGGAGCACGACCUGAUCGCUGAGGAGGUCGAACGGGGCAUGCACAGCCUACUCAGCCAGAUCUCCGACAGCAUUCCAAUUUCUACGUCUGGCAAGGGCAAAGACCACCGUGGGCUCGAUGGAGCUGACCAGUCUGCUGAGGAGAUGGAGAUCGACGGGGGCGCGCAGAGCUUGCUCGAGCAGUUCGACCAAGACUUCGACAACGUUUCAAAGGCUGUAGCUGGCAAGAGCAAAGGUCAGCAAGUACUUCUUAACGCCGAUCAGUUGGUCGCAGACAGCUUCGCCUUGUGGAAAGAUGUUCGGGCCAGGCAAAAGGGAGAGCAGGAAACGAAGCUGGCAGAGGCCGGGAAUGUCGUCUCUCCUGUUGGGCACAUCCAGGACAAUUCCACUGUCCAAGCUGCCGUCACGGGUGCGACUAGUCAGGCGACCUCCACCAUCGACGCCGACAACACUCGUUCCGCCGAGAUCGACAAGGCGGCUGGCACCGAUUCUGCUGCCGCUACAGUUUGUUCAUCCACCUUCGGGAAGGAUUCGACCUCGAACGACAACGGUAUGUACCCUCCUCCACUUACUUGACAGAAGAGAUGAGGAAUUAAAUCAGAAGCGCAGGCACCCAGAGCGACCACCCUACCAACGGUACCAGCGCAUCUUCACCUCUCGCCAGCGCCUUCGCCUCCUCCUCCUCCUCUACUAACGCCAACGUUACCCACCUCACCAACCUUCUCAAGGACGCCAUCGCCGAAUUCGAGACAGGCGAAUUUGCUCGCUCCCUCAUUCUGCUCGUAAAGGCGACGUCAUUUACAGUAGCCCAAAGCGAGACGGCAGCGCAGCAGAACGGACGAGGUGUUCCUAGUAGCGAUCGAAUCGACCAGGCGCAGGUCUCGAAUCGAGAAGCCUUCAGUGCAAACAAGACUCCAGGCACCGCUACCGGUCACGCUGCCGAAGGAGCGUCGCAGCUUGUGAAGGGGGACGAAAAUUUGAUUGAGCUUUUGUGA